CUUAUAAACUAUCUAGCAGCUAUCUAAAGAAUGAGGUUCAGACUUCGUUCAGACUUGGCCAGAUUCUUGUCUGAACCCCUAGGUUCUAGGUCUUGCGAGUGGUUACGGAUAUAUGACCCGGCGACCGCAUUUUUGUUUUGCUACACCUCCUCCACUAUACCUUACCCGUUUUCUUUUUCCCUUCACAGCUCCGACUUUUCGAGCCGGGUGCUCUUUCAUUCCUUUUCUUUGUCCUGCACAGCCUGCUCUGGAAGAGCCUGAGAUUGCACUUCACGUCUGCUGGUCGAUACAGCACCCUGGGUCAUGUCCUCGUUCUCGCUCUUUCUCGCUUUCUUAGUCGUCUUUUCGUCAUCCGUGAUUCAACUGCAUGGUCGUCCGGUCAAAUCUCUUACCACUGCGGAGCUUUUGACCAAUGCUCAGCUUGCACAACAGCUGAAUGCUGCGUUCCAGAGUUUGUCUUCUGGUGAUGCCUGCACUUCUGGCGAAGUUGCCUGCAUAAAUGGUGAGGCUGCAGAAUGCAGUGGUACAAAGUGGAAGACUACUGCAUGUAUCGCAACUCAGUCUUGUUUUGCCGUUCCUAGCGUGACCAAGGCAAACGAUGCGGUUCUUCGUUGCACAAGUCAACGUUCUGCAGAAUCGAUCAUUGCUGCUAGUGGCGCCAGUGGUGGUUUAACGGGUUCCAAUUCAACAUCGACGUCAACUUCCUCGAACUCGACGUCUACUGCUUCCAGUUCUACAAACUCGACGAGUGCAAGUGCUUCUGCUUCAUCCAGCGUCGUGUCUGCGUCCUCUACUUCUACCAGUAGUUUCUCAACUUUGACAAUUUCUCGGAUUCAGCAAGUACAAGCACGAGUACUACUACAAUGCGCUCAGUAUACUGUCUAGUGUUCAGGCUACUUCCACGGCGACCAAUACGAAUUCGAUUGUGACUACGACUAUCUCGCCUUCAGAGGCGCUCAGUAUCUUGUCUAGUCUUCAGGCUACUACCACACCUCAGCGGCCAGUACAUCAAUGGCGGCAGCCUCGAGCAAUGUCUCAACAACGUCG
Messenger RNA from Lentinula edodes (shiitake mushroom), 1047 nucleotides. RefSeq lists its product as uncharacterized. Bases 304 to 885 code for a protein of 193 amino acids. The record is from RefSeq and is a predicted model, not a curated record. NCBI's taxonomy places the organism in Eukaryota, Fungi, Basidiomycota, Agaricomycetes, Agaricales, Omphalotaceae. The transcript has 6 exons.